AAUGGUGCUCCCUCCUCCUCCCAAGCCCCAGGCGGACGGUGACAAAGCAAUCUGUGCACACCGCAGGAUUAUGCUACGCUGUUCACCCAGUCCUGCACGCGGCGGCGGCAACCACUGGAAGCACCUGUUUGGGCCUGCGGCCCGUCCCUGCCCAUCAAACCGACUUGACUUGCUUCUCCCUGCGGCCUCUGAGGGACUGAACCUGUGACGCGUUUGCUCUCCGUGGGAUCUUCCGCCUGCCUCCUCAGAUUCCAAGGGGAUUGAAACCCAUGAUCGUGAGUUCCUCAGAGAAGUGAAAGCGGCCUAGAGGGAUCCAGAAAUUCCUGUUAGCAGCAGGCUUUAUAAGUCAGUGAGCAGGGAGCUGUCUUCAUCCAGACGGAAAGCCACAGGAGUGCAAAGAUGUCCCCGCGCCUGGCCCCCUUGCUGCUCUUUUCCCUUGUCCUCCAUGGUGCCCUGACCCUGAGGCUCUGCUCCUUCAACGUGAGGUCCUUUGGAGACAGCAAGAAGGAGAACCGCAACGCCAUGGAUGUCAUUGUGAAGAUCAUCAAGCGCUGUGACCUUAUACUCCUGAUGGAAAUCAAGGACAGCAGCAACAACAUCUGCCCCAUGCUGAUGGAGAAGCUGAAUGGAAAUUCACGGAGAAGCACAACAUACAACUAUGUGAUUAGUUCUCGACUUGGAAGAAACACGUACAAAGAACAAUAUGCCUUCCUCUAUAAGGAAAAGCUGGUAUCUGUGAAGGCAAAAUACCUCUACCACGACUAUCAGGACGGAGACACCGACGUAUUUUCCAGGGAGCCCUUUGUGGUUUGGUUCCAGUCACCCUUCACUGCUGUCAAGGACUUCGUGAUCGUCCCCCUGCACACAACCCCCGAGACAUCCGUUAAAGAGAUAGACGAGCUGGCUGAUGUCUACACGGACGUGAGGCAGCGGUGGAAAGCCGAGAAUUUCAUCUUCAUGGGUGAUUUCAACGCUGGCUGCAGCUAUGUCCCCAAGAAGGCCUGGCAGAACAUCCGUCUGAGGACGGACCCCCAGUUCGUCUGGCUGAUUGAGGACAAAGAGGACACCACAGUCAAGAGCAGCACCAACUGUGCCUAUGACAGGAUUGUGCUUCGAGGACAAGAGAUAGUGAACUCAGUGGUCCCCCGUUCAAAUGGCAUCUUUGACUUCCAGAAAGCUUAUAAGUUAUCGGAACAGGAGGCCCUUGAUGUCAGCGACCACUUUCCGGUUGAGUUUAAGCUACAGGCUUCAAGGGCCUUCACCAACAACAGAAAAUCCGUCGCUCUAAAGAAGAGAAAAAAAGGGAAUCGCUCCUAAGUACCGUGGUGCCAUUUUGUUAACGCCACCCCUUGCCUCCAAAUAAAAUGGCUGUCACAGGUCUAAA
Mesocricetus auratus (golden hamster) is the source of this 1384-nucleotide messenger RNA. RefSeq names its product deoxyribonuclease 1 like 3 (gene Dnase1l3). The transcript is spliced from 9 exons. The record is from RefSeq and is a predicted model, not a curated record. Gene Ontology annotation, molecular function: DNA nuclease activity. Gene Ontology annotation, biological process: apoptotic DNA fragmentation; programmed cell death involved in cell development. Bases 400 to 1317 code for a protein of 305 amino acids. Gene Ontology annotation, cellular component: nucleus. Lineage: Eukaryota; Metazoa; Chordata; Mammalia; Rodentia; Cricetidae.